AUGAGCUACAAGGUUCCACCCACACUGCUGAGCCUGGCAAUGCAGAACCUUCUGAGGGACCAGGCCUCAUCAAUGUCUGCUCUGAAUGACCUGCCCAUGGAGCUCUUCCCUGCACUGUUCAUGGAUGUCUUCAUGGGCAGACAUACAAAGAUUCUGAAAGCAAUGAUGGCAGCCUGGCCCUUCCCCUGCCUCCCUGUGGGGGCCCUGAUGAAGACCCCCCACAUGCAGACCUUGCAGGCUCUGCUUCGUGGACUAGAUAUGCUGAUUGCACAGAAGGUUCGCCUCAGGAGGUGCAAAUUGCUAGUGCUCGAUUUGCGGACCUCACACAAUAACUUCUGGGACGUAUGGACCGGAAGAGAGGAUGGCAGCUGCUCCACACAGGGUGUGAGGAGGAAACAAAGAGCAAUGGACUUUCCCAAGUCCUCACUGAGGCAGCGUAUGAAGGUGUUAGUGGACAUUGCUAUCAGGUUCCAUCUUGAUAAAUACCAAACAUACUUCUUACAGUGGGCCCAGCAGAGAAAAAAUUACCUACAGUUGUGUUGCAUCAAGAUGCAGAUUCAGUCAUUGCCCAUCUACACUAUCAGGAAUGUCUUCAAAGUUUUCCAGCUAGAAUCCACUGAAGAGUUGGAAUUAAGUGCAGACUGGAAUCUGUCCACUCUGGCACAGUUUGCAGUUAACCUUGGCCAGUUGAGAAAUCUUCAUAAACUCUCUCUCGCACUGAUCUACAAGAGUACCCCUAAGGGUGAGAAUACAUACACAGUGAUGGAGAAACGUGUCACCAAGUUCAUUUAUCAUUUCUCCAAACUUGUCCAUCUCCAGCAUCUCUAUAUGAACGAAGUCUACUUUCUGAAUGGCCAUACCAACAAGUUGUUUGGGUGCCUGAAGACCCCCUUGCAGACCUUGUGUGUUACGCAUUGUCAUCUUUCACUAGCAGACUUGAAUCACCUGGCCCAGAGUCAGAUCCUCUCUCAGCUCAAACACUUGGACCUGAGUGCUACAGAUUUGUUUCAUUUAAGUCCUAGGCCUCUCCAAGUUCUCCUAGAGAGAGUUGCAUCUACUCUGCAGACCCUGGAAUUAAAGGACUGUAGGAUGGAAGACACCCAGCUCCAUGACCUCCUGCCUGCCCUCAGCCAAUGUGCCCAGCUCACCCAGGUCAAUUUCCUUGACAAUAGCUUCUCCAUGGCUUCCCUGAAAGACCUUUUCCACCACACAGCCAGUCUUAGCCAGCUGAGCCUGGAACUGUACCCUGCUCCUCAGGAGUGCUAUGAUGACGCAGGUAAUGUCCUCCUAGAGAGACUUGACCAACUUUGCCAUGAACUUGUGGCUACACUCAGGGACAUAAGGCAGCCUAAGACGGUCUACUUUGCUUCAGCUGUCUGCCUUAACUGCUUUGAACGCUGUGUCUUCGAGCUGGUGACCAAACCUUGUGUCUGUUGGCAGUAA
Nannospalax galili (Upper Galilee mountains blind mole rat) is the source of this 1443-nucleotide messenger RNA. Its product is annotated as PRAME family member 12-like. Bases 1 to 1443 code for a protein of 480 amino acids. Gene Ontology annotation, biological process: negative regulation of cell differentiation; negative regulation of DNA-templated transcription; negative regulation of apoptotic process. The record is from RefSeq and is a predicted model, not a curated record. NCBI's taxonomy places the organism in Eukaryota, Metazoa, Chordata, Mammalia, Rodentia, Spalacidae. The transcript is spliced from 3 exons. Gene Ontology annotation, cellular component: cytoplasm.